GCAACCGGAACUCGGUGACAUUUCUCUGUCGCGCGCGACAACUCUCGUGCUCUCUCUCUCUCUCUCUCCCCCUCUCCCUCUCUCUCCCUGCUUUCACUUCUCCAGCAUGAGCUCUAAUAACCUCACACAUCCUUCCCUCGUCGGCUUGCCGUGAAGGAAGUGGACUCAUCGCAGCACCAGGUGUCGGGACAUUUCGUUUCUUUUCGUGUGUUUUCGUUCCUCUCGGCCGAAUGUCAAAAUGCCCGUUCGGCGAGGACACGUCGCUCUCCAGAACACCUAUCUGGACACCAUCAUCCGCAAAUUCGACGGUCAGAACCGCAAGUUCCUGAUCGCCAACGCCCAGAUGAAGAACUGCGGCAUCAUCUACUGCAACGAGGGCUUCUGCCAGAUGUUUGGCUUCUCGCGGGCCGAGAUCAUGCAGCAGCCGUGCACGUGUCAUUUCCUCGCAGGACCGGGCACCAUGAAGAGCGCUCUGGCUCAGCUGGCCCAGGCCCUGCUCGGCUCCGAGGAGCGCAAGGUGGAGAUCCUCUACUACUCCAAAGAAGGGACAUGUCGGCCAUGUUUGAUAGACGUGAUUCCAGUGAAGAACGAGGAGGGCAUGGUCAUAAUGUUCAUCCUGAACUUCGAGGAACUGCUUGAGCCUGCGUUAAAAAUGGGCUUCAGACAGAGAGUCACCCAGAGCUGGAUACGCUCAGGUGUGUGUGUUUGUUAUUCUCAGAAGCGUAGACUGAGGCUGAGAAUGCCGUCUUUACGAGUCACGCGGCAACCUGCUUACCCCAAAGACCAGUUUGAAGGAGUCGUUGUGGACUAUUUACAGCUGCCCGGUAAAUCUGUAGCUCUGAAGGGUUUCCCUGCGCCGUGUAAAGAGAGCUCCCUGCAGUGUGAGACACAGGCUCUGAUCCAUCAGGAGCACUCUUUCACCUCGCCUUCGUCCAGCCUGGAGCCCGGCGGCCCCCAGACCCCCUACACACACUCGCGCACACACUCCCGAGAGAGUGUACACAGCCUGCGGCGUGCCUCCUCGCUGCACGACAUCGACUCCAUCAGGGACCAGUGCAGCGAUGCCUUGAAGCCCAAUAAUGUGAGCUCCACGUCGGAUUCGGAUCUGAUGCGGCAUCGUGCCAUCGGUAGGAUCCCCCAGGUCACGCUGUCGUUCGGGGCAGAGCGGGUCAGACCUCCUUCACCCACCGAGAUCGAGAUCAUCGCCCCCAGCAAGAUUAAAGAUCGCACGCAGAACGUCUCCGAGAAGGUCACACAUGUCACUCAGGUGCUGUCUCUGGGAGCCGACGUGCUGCCCGAGUACAAGCUGCAGGCGCCGCGCAUCCACAAGUGGACGAUCCUGCACUACAGCCCGUUCAAGGCCGUAUGGGACUGGCUGAUCCUGCUGCUCGUGCUCUACACCGCCGUGUUCACACCGUACAGCGCCGCCUUCCUGCUCAGCGAGCAACAGGACGAAGGCCGAGCCGACUGCGGCUACACCUGCAACCCGCUCAACGUGGUGGACCUGGUGGUAGACGUCAUGUUCAUCAUCGACAUCAUCAUCAACUUCAGGACGACCUACGUGAACCACAACGACGAGGUGGUGAGCCACCCGGGCCGCAUCGCGCAGCACUACUUCAAGGGCUGGUUCCUAAUCGACAUUGUAGCGGCCAUCCCCUUCGACCUGCUCAUCUUCAGAUCGGGCCAAGACGAGCCCCAAACCACCACUCUGAUCGGCCUGCUGAAGACAGCACGGCUGUUGCGUUUGGUCCGAGUGGCGCGGAAGCUCGACCGCUACUCGGAAUACGGCGCAGCCGUCCUCUUCCUGCUCAUGUGCACCUUCGCGCUCAUCGCCCACUGGCUGGCCUGCAUCUGGUACGCCAUCGGCAACGUGGAGCGCACGGGCUCCGCUCGCGGAGGCACCUUGAGGAUCGGCUGGCUCGACAACCUCGCCGAGCAGAUCGGCAAACACUAUAACGACAGCGACGCCUUAUCCGGACCCAGCAUCAAGGACAAGUACGUCACCGCCCUGUAUUUCACCUUCAGCAGCCUGACCAGCGUCGGCUUCGGCAACGUCUCGCCGAACACCAACCCCGAGAAGAUCUUCUCCAUCUGCGUCAUGCUCAUCGGCUCUCUGAUGUAUGCCAGUAUCUUCGGCAACGUGUCGGCUAUAAUCCAGCGACUGUACUCGGGCACGGCGCGCUACCACACGCAGAUGCUGAGGGUGAAGGAGUUCAUCCGCUUCCACCAGAUUCCCGGAGGCCUGAGGCAGAGGCUGGAGGAGUAUUUCCAACACGCCUGGUCCUACACCAACGGCAUCGACAUGAACGCGGUGCUGAAGGGUUUCCCCGAGUGUCUGCAGGCUGAUAUCUGUCUGCAUCUGAACCGCACGCUGCUGCAGAACUGCCCGGCGUUCCGCGGGGCGAGUAAGGGCUGUUUACGAGCUCUGGCCAUUCGCUUUAAGACCACACACGCUCCACCGGGAGACACGCUGGUGCACAACGGCGACGUGCUCACGGCUCUCUACUUCAUCUCCCGCGGCUCCAUCGAGAUCCUUCGAGACGAUGUGGUCGUGGCCAUCUUAGGUAAGAACGACAUCUUCGGCGAGCCCAUCAGUCUGUACGGCAGGCCUGGGAAAUCGAGCGCCGACGUCAGGGCUCUGACCUACUGCGACCUUCACAAGAUCCUGAGGGACGACCUGCUCGAGGUGCUCGACAUGUACCCCGAUUUUUCCGACAGCUUCUGGACAAACCUGGAGAUCACGUUCAACCUCCGAGAUGCAGACAGAAUUAUACAACCAGACCCCAGCGAGGAGUCAGACUGCGGCUACAGACGAGCACAGCACAGGAGAAACUCCCUCCAUCGCAACAGACCGGAAUUCCAGUCUACCUCCAGGUCCCAACUACCAAGUCCUCCAUAUGGCACGGAUCGAGAAGACUCUUAUCCAGACCAGACAUGCAGCUCCGUGGGGAACCACAGAGGGGUGCUGUUGCACUCACACUGGGAUGAGCUGUGCAGCAGUGUGAGCGCUGCCUCUUUGUCCAGCGAGGAUGAGAUGAAACACUUGGGGCCUGAACGGGGAGAAGUGUACCCUCCAGAAGUGAGGGAAUACGUCCCGACUGUGAUUAACCUCCUGCCCCCCAGCACUGAAGAACGGGGAGCUCAUGCCUAUUCAGGCUCUCUGGAUGUCUCGGGGCUGUACGGCUGCUGGUCCGAGCGACGGCCGAGUCAGUACCCCGAGAGUCCGAGACGACUUUCCACAUCAGCACGCGCCUGCUAUCAUCAUCUCCAGCGCGGUGCGAAUGCCGAGGAGAGACCGAGCGAUCUUCAGUCCCGCCUUGAACUGCUGCAGUCCCAGCUGAACCGUCUGGAGACACGGAUGACGGCUGACAUUAACGUGAUCCUGCAGCUGCUCCAGCGACAGAUGGCUCAAGUCCCACCCGCUUACAGCUCUGUGUCUCCAGCCUCGGCGGUCCUUCCCACCGCUUCUCCAUCCGACCUGUACGGGACUCCGAUUUUCCACCCUACAACACCUCCCACUCCUGCUGCACACUUCAGAGAGCCAACACACACCUCCAGCAACGACAGUCCUGAGUCUCACGCGUCCCUGUCCGACGGCGUCCACCUCAGCGUAGCCACGGACGACACCGCGUCCAUCUCGCCGGAGACCGAGACCAAACCGUCCGUCCCUGCGAAUCUCAACAUCCCUGAAAACCUGCAUCCUCACCUCAGCCUGCGCUUCACCUCUCUCCCUGAGCACCUGGAGAGCCUGAGCAGCCUUGAGGACAGAUCACAGAUCCAACGGCACCUGUCCGACCCUGUUCUCCCGGGCACCUAGAGUCUCGACCGGGCUGCACUCUGCACUGUUCUCAUCUCCCCGCUGGGCCACGUGCGUCCACCAUUAGCUCUACCGCAGGACAGACCAGACAGGACAGAGCCGCAGUCCUCCUCCUCCUCCUCUUCGUCCUCCUCCCUCUCUUCCUGCUCCCGUGAGCUUCAAACGCACUGUACGCUGCUUCUCACGGACACGGGUCGAUCCGCGUCGAGUGCAGACGACCCAGUACGAGUUCCAGACAAACACACUCGCUCAAAUACAAAGCACACACACGUAUAUAUCCCAGACUGUAGCACACGGCACAGGUGCGAAGGAAGAGGUAGUGUUACUCAUUCGGACGUACAAGGGGUGAUGAGUAAUUCUAAUUAAACCUCCUGUUACCAUUUACGAAGACCGACCGUCUUGACUUGAUUUUAUGACUGCAGCGCUGUUUACCGAGGGAAAUCUAAAAGGACGGAAACAUCAACGAGUAAAGAGAGGCAGCAGCUAUGUUUCCACGUAAUUUUUUUUUUUUUUAAUGCGCAUUCUGGGGUAGCGCGUAAAAAAGAAAUAAACCGGAUAAACGCGCAUCCUCCAUGCGCAUUAAAAAAAAAAAAAAAAUUUCAAAAUGUCAGAAAGCAAGACGCGGCGGUUUCCUCGAAGUGACGAUUUUGUUCUUCUGAACGUCUUUGUAUACAGCAUGACAUUUUUGAACACGAGUCGAAUUCGCGACUCGGGUGGAAGCGGAGCUAGCGUGCUCCAGAAGCACUGAUUAUUAAACCGUUUGGCGAACAUCUAGUCUUCUCGUCUGUCCGCUUACUUUAUUAUGAAAUUCCUUCCAUUCUGGGUGAAAUAUUAAAAGGAAGGCUCUGAACCGCUCCAGCCCGAAUGCAUGUCUAUCGGAAUGUUCGUGACGUGCUCGGAUUUCUAUUCAUCGAGUUGUUUUUUUUAUCCCGGCGUCUUCUCGUUAUUCCCGUGAGAUUAUUUCCCACGGUCUCGAGCAAGGUUUUUUUUUUUUUUUUUUUUUUUUUUUUUUUUUUUUUUUUUACGUUCAGGUUUGGCUCGUAGCUCCUGAAAAGAAAAGCGCGAGAGCUUCUUUUCUCGCUCACCGUUUUCCAUUCAGCGACGCUCGAUGUGAUAUUAGUAGGGCGAGACGUCAGAGCGAGAGCCGCGUGACGGCCGAGAGGCGAUAUGAGCGCGCGAGUCGAAGCUUUCGUUAUGUUUUGCUGGGUUAUUAUAUCCAGUGAUAUAUUACUGCCUUUACUGACGUACAAAUAUAUAUAUUUCUUCGAAAUCCCUAAAUUAUUAUUAUUAUUAUUUAUUUAUUUAUUUUUUUUACAGAGGCAGUAGUGCAUCAUUGUGCGUCUAAGACUUUUGCCAUCCCCGAAUAAGCAUUCGGAAAUGGAAAAUAUUCCAGACAGGGUUCAAACAACGACAUCCACGCGAUAGCGACACCUCUGGGGAUAAAAAAAAAGCGCACUUUUUUUAAAAUUCCACACACUCUCUCUGGACUCGUUUAUUUCAUCAGCAUGACUAGUUAACCGAGAGGCUUAGCUCCAGCGCGUCACACGUUUGCCUCGCACGUCCGGGGUCCACCCUGGACGUGUUCGCACCGCGCCCAGGUGUGUCCCUCGCCUUCCCCUGAGACGGGCUCCAGGAUCAACGGUACGGAAAAUGACCGGAUGAACGACUUAACCGUUGAAAUAUUAAGCGCAUGAUUAUUAUUCUGGUUAAUUUAUCGGAUCUUUUUCAUUCCUGAAGUCGAACGCGCUAUCGGGUCCGAGUCGCCGUGAUUUACAGACCUUCUUGUUUCUGAGUGAUUGAAGACGGGAUUAAAUGUUGAACCGACAGAGCGAGAAGAACUGUUUGGUCUCCAACAAUGUCUUAGCUUUAGAUCAGUAUUUAGUGCGCCUUUUUCUUUUAUUCCCUUUUCCUCUUUUCAAUUUCCACACAUUUUGCACAAAUCCCACGCGAGGCGGAGCAGCACUGAGAAAUAACGAACCGAGCUGAAUCUUCCGGGUAUCCGAGCGGAGCGUCGGCGAGUCGAGCCGAUCAUUCACAGAAUCACAGAAUCCACAUCACACUUUCAGACACGGUUUAAAGACUCGAGACUUUCCAACGUCCGAGUCGGAACGUUUCGCCUUUACCGGCAAAUCUCCUUUUGACCACAAUCGCCGUACGUACGUACGUGUGUGCGUGUGUUUAAUAGUCUCUACCUGGGCCUUUUGGUGCUUUUUACAACUUUUACAAGCACAGAAAGUAAGGUUGACGCAGCAGACGGUCUAAGUCAAAUUCUAAGCACACUGUAUUACCUAGCAGCUCGGAUUUCAUAUCUUCUAGCUAGUUUAGAAAUCGCAGGCCGACGAGGUCUGAUUGCACAAACGUAAUAGCACGUUUAAUUUAUUUUCAUUUUACGUUACAUGUUCAGACACACUUACUCCCAAGCGUUGUGUUUUUUGUUGUUGUUGUUGUUUUUGUUUUUUUAAACUUUAGCUUCCUCCUGUAAAUUAUUCCGAGUCCUUGCGAUGCUUUUUGAAGGAUUCAGAAAUGGCUAAGAAACACGAGGAGAGCUUUCAUUCCUCUCCGGAAGCUUCAGCGAACAGGCGUUUAGCUCGAGAGGGUGACGGAGCAGUUAUCACUACUGUGGAGAUUUGUUCUGUUUCUAGAAAGAUCGUGUCGAGAUCGUCCCUGAGAACGCAGAAAGGACUCGGGAUCCCGUAUCAGACCCACUGGCUGUGGGUUUGUUUGUUUGUUUGUUUGUUUGUGUGUUUUUCUGACCAGACAUUGACAUUGUAAGAACAUUUCUCGGGCAUUUUUGAACUGUAUGUAUCUGAUGUAUCGGUUACUGAACCACAGAAAUGUAUUUUCAGUGUAUAGACUCGUCAUUGUUUUUUUUAACUACAUUAUAGAGCAUUAAGCAUUAUCAGUCGUGACUGAUUCAGUGAACCAGGAAUCGAAUCAAGAAAGACUGUGGUUUAGUUCAAAACAUGCCAAAGUGUGUGUGUGUGAGUGUGAGUCUACACAUCAGGAGAGGUUUGCGUACUCUUGUAUAUUCUCAAGUGUCACAGUGUGUUUGAAAUAUAAUGUGUGUGUGUGAGAGAGAGCGAGAGUGUGUGAGAGAGAGAGAGCGUGUGAGAGAGAGAAAGAGUGUGUGAGAGUGAGUGUGUGUGUGUGUGUGAGAGAGUGCAUGUGAGAGAGAGAGCGUGUGAGAGAGAGAGCGGGUGUGUAAGAGAGAGAAAGAGCGUGUGAGAGAGCGUGUGAGAGAGUGUGUGUGAGAGAGAGAGCGUGUGAGAGUGUGUGUGUGUGUGUGAGAGAGAGCAUGUGAGAGAGAAAGCGCGUGAGAGUGUGUGUGUGAGAGAGAGCGUGUGAGAGUGUGUGUGCGUGAGAGAGAGUGAGUGUGUGUGUGUGUGUGUGUGUGAGAGAGAGAGCAUGUGAGAGAGAGAAAGAGCGUGUGUGUGUGUGAGAGAGAGUGUGUGAGAGACAGCGUGUGAGAGAGAGCAUGUGAGAGAGAAAGCGUGUGAGAGUGUGUGUGUGUGAGAGAGAGAGCGUGUGUGUGAGAGAGAGUGUGAGAGAGUGUGUGUGUGAGAGAGAGAGCAUGUGAGAGAGAGAAAGAGCGUGUGUGUGUGUGUGAGAGAGAGAGAGUGUGUGAGAGACAGCGUGUGAGAGAGUGUGUGUGUGUGAGAGAGAGAGCAUGUGAGAGAGAGAAAGCGUGUGAGAGAGUGUGUGUGUGUGUGAGAGAGAGAGAGAGAGAGAGCGUGUGAGUGUGUGUGUGAGAGAGAGAGAGAGAGAGAAAAGAUUACACUGUUUGUUAACGUUAUUGUAAGAUUAACACGUGAAGGACGUGAACGCACGUCACAUUCAACCGAAAGCCUUUACUGGACUGUUAAAAGGUUUACGAAAAGCACAAAACUGCUGGUUUUAUUAUUAUUAUUUUUUUUUUUUAGAUUAAAGAUUAUUUAUACACAG
Molecule: messenger RNA, 7759 nt
Organism: Ictalurus furcatus (blue catfish)
Lineage: Eukaryota; Metazoa; Chordata; Actinopteri; Siluriformes; Ictaluridae
Gene: kcnh6a
Product: potassium voltage-gated channel, subfamily H (eag-related), member 6a
Exons: 17
Coding region: 239-3817 (1192 amino acids)
Biological process (GO): regulation of ventricular cardiac muscle cell membrane repolarization; regulation of heart rate by cardiac conduction; potassium ion transmembrane transport
Cellular component (GO): membrane
Molecular function (GO): inward rectifier potassium channel activity
Source: RefSeq, a predicted model, not a curated record